This is a messenger RNA of Scleropages formosus (Asian bonytongue), 1282 nucleotides long. It is a transcript of the gene esd, whose product is annotated as esterase D/formylglutathione hydrolase. Gene Ontology annotation, molecular function: S-formylglutathione hydrolase activity. Gene Ontology annotation, cellular component: cytosol. Gene Ontology annotation, biological process: formaldehyde catabolic process. The record is from RefSeq and is a predicted model, not a curated record. NCBI's taxonomy places the organism in Eukaryota, Metazoa, Chordata, Actinopteri, Osteoglossiformes, Osteoglossidae. Bases 109 to 960 code for a protein of 283 amino acids. The transcript is spliced from 9 exons.
GUUUUUUUCCCCCUCAGUUCGUUUUCAGAGUUGCGUUUCAGUUGUUUCACACGAGCGCGGUGGCUUUCGGCCGAAAGAGUGUGAACCCGUCGUCGAGGAGCAGUAGCCAUGGCGGCUCUGACGCAGGUUUCAUCCAACAAGUGCUGCGGCGGCUUCCAGAAGGUCUUUGAGCACUACAGCACCGAGCUCAAGUGCCGCAUGAAGUUCGCCAUUUACCUGCCACCCAAAGCGGAGAAUGCCAAGUGUCCCGUGUUUUACUGGCUGUCCGGCCUGACCUGCACAGAGCAGAACUUCAUCACUAAGGCGGGAAGCCAGCAGGCCGCCUCAGAGCACGGCCUCAUCAUCGUGGCCCCCGACACGAGCCCACGUGGUUGCAACAUCGAGGGGGAGGACGAGAGCUGGGACUUUGGGACUGGCGCCGGCUUCUACGUGAACGCCACAGAGGACCCCUGGAAAGUGAACUACCGCAUGUACGCCUACGUCACGGAGGAGCUCCCUUCCCUCAUCAAUGCCCACUUCCCCGCCGACCCAGAGAAGAUGUCCAUCUCCGGCCACUCCAUGGGGGGCCACGGGGCACUGAUUUGUGCCCUCAAGAACCCCGGGAAGUACAAGGCCGUGUCUGCGUUUGCCCCCAUCUGUAACCCCAUGCAGUGCGCCUGGGGUCAGAAGGCUUUCAGUGGCUACCUGGGUUCAGACAAGUCCACCUGGGAGGCAUAUGAUGCCACUGUGCUGGUGGGCUCUUACUCCGGCCCCCAGCUGGACAUCCUGAUCGACCAGGGCCGUGAUGACCAGUUCCUGUCAGCUGGGCAACUCCUCCCGGACAACCUGAUCGCAGCCUGCACUGAGAAGAAGAUCCCAGUGGUGUUCCGUCUACAGCCAGGCUACGACCACAGCUACUACUUUGUGUUCUCCUUCAUCAACGAUCACAUCAAGCAUCACGCCAAGUACUUAAACGCCUAAGCAACGGCCCCAGUGUUUGCUGCACGGAUGUUCUCAGUGCCUUCACCCCACAAAGCCCCGCCCACUCUGCUUGGUGACGACUCCGGUUCUUGAGGGUUAGAUCUUCGUGUUCUUAAGUGAGCUGGAAAUCCUGAAGACAUGAGCUAAUCAUGACCCAGCACUGAGGACUCCAAAGUGAGCCGAUUGGUUAAAUUUAGCCACUUAAUUUCUCAACCCAAAAAUAAAUUGAUUUGCUAAGAGCUUCUGCUUCCCUUCAAAUGUUGUGUAAAAUUCAACGUAGCUAUUUUUCAUAAGCGGGAAUAAAGGUAUACACUAACAGCAG